Coregonus clupeaformis (lake whitefish) is the source of this 5508-nucleotide messenger RNA. Its product is annotated as phosphatidate phosphatase LPIN2. Gene Ontology annotation, cellular component: nucleus. Gene Ontology annotation, molecular function: transcription coactivator activity; phosphatidate phosphatase activity. Lineage: Eukaryota; Metazoa; Chordata; Actinopteri; Salmoniformes; Salmonidae. Gene Ontology annotation, biological process: positive regulation of transcription by RNA polymerase II; fatty acid catabolic process; cellular response to insulin stimulus. The transcript has 20 exons. Bases 98 to 3466 code for a protein of 1122 amino acids. The record is from RefSeq and is a predicted model, not a curated record.
CUUGCAUCUUCUUCCAUUGAGCAUCGUGUGCGCACGCGCCUGAAGUGGGAAGCGUCAUUGAAUCAUUUUGUGGAAACUCCGUCUGUAGUCCCAGACCAUGAACUACGUGGGGCAGCUGGCAGAGUCUGUGUUUGUGACGGUGAAGGAGCUGUACCGGGGCCUGAACCCAGCCACGCUCACGGGGGGCAUCGAUGUCAUCGUGGUGCGGCAGCCCGACGGCAGCCUCCAGUGCUCCCCGUUCCACGUGCGCUUCGGCAAGCUUGGGGUGCUGCGCUCCAAAGAAAAAGUAGUGGACAUUGAGAUCAAUGGGGAGCCAGUUUACCUGCAAAUGAAGCUGGGGGACAACGGAGAAGCUUUUUUUGUGGAGGAAAAUGAAGAUUUUGAGUCCAGAGUGCCAGCCCACCUCUGCACGUCGCCCAUCCUCAUCGAGCUCCCGGAGGGGGCCGAGGAAACCUUCGAAGGCCCCCCCUGUUCCGGUAGCACACGCAGGAAAAAGCGGCGGCGCAAACGCAUACGCUCCGACUCCCACCUAAGAGAAGAUGGUAGCUCCUCGUCCGAUGAGAGGGAGAGAGAGCGGGAGCAGACGGAACAGGAGAGCCCUUCCAAAGAAGAGCCCACCACACCCAUGCUCGCCAGUAAGUCUGUGUAUUUCUCGCUGUUUGAGGAACCGUAUGAAGAGUUGGGGGCCGUGCAGACCAGGGACGUACAUCCUCACUCAGAGGGAGAGUGGUCCCCAUCAGAGAGCAGGAAAAGCACUCACACAUCUGAGGUUACUUGUUGCAGUGUGUUCUAUAGUCGUCCUUCCUCCCCCAAGAGUGACUCCGAGCUGCUGGUGAAGCCUCAGGAGUCCUCAGGGCCUCAGAUGCAGUGGAACUGGGGCGGCUUUCCCAAGAUGUGUUCGGCGGAGAGGGGGACGGUGGAGGUGCAGCGCGUCUCCCCCGGCAUCCACUGCUCGGACAGCUCCCACUUCCGCACCAUCCAGUGGCAGGACUCCUUCGACAUGGGCCAGGAGCCCGGUUUCAGCUGUGGCCGAGCGAACAGUAGCGUGACGGUAGUGGUCAGGCCCAAGCCCAGGACCGGACCAGCGGUCCAACCCACAGAGAGUUCCCCCAUAGACCUGGAGAGAACCUCUAAUGUGGCCCAAUCCACCCCAAAUCACCCCACCGCAGAGCCACUGACUUUAGCAUUGUUAGCGAUGGCUAGCAUAGACUCUCCCCAGGCUCCAGGGCAUACAAAAAAGCAGCCCCAAGUAGAGACCCUGCAGGCAGGGGAGGAGGUAGCCAAGGAGUCUGCAUCCAACCUGGAGCUGGAAGAGGCAAGAACCGUUAUGGAUAACACAGUUAGCAUGGCUAAUGUAGGAAAUAUUGAUGGCCUAGCUAGCGAAGGAAGCAUAGGCGAUGUUGAAUGUGUAGCUAACACGGUUAGCCUAAUUGAAAACGACUGCAUGGACACACACAUCCCAUCCAAAAAAGGUAGCAAAGCCGGCACAACCAGCACAGAUAGGCUAGCUAGCAACAGCACAGCUACUUUAGCAAACACUGCUAGCUUAGCUAACACCACUAGCUUAGCCAAUGCAGCUAGUUUAGCCAGUGUAGCAGGUCCCAACAUUAUCACAGAGUUUCUGGGUACCAUAGAACACCCAGACCAGUAUAGUGCCUUACCAGAAACCAAUGGACAGGGGUUUGCAGAAGGAGUUGUGAGUGAGGGCGACAGCGGGAUCAAGCCCUGCACCGAGGGAGGGGAGGAGACGGAGAACAAAUCUGUUAUGAUGGACAGAGCCACAGAGAGCUCCCUGACCAAUCAGGCUGCAGAGAGUGUCGGAGUGACAGACAUGGGAGCCACUGAGGCUCUGGGUGAGGAGCAUUCUGGCUCAGCAGAUACGACAGGCAAAGCAGAGCACCAGGACAAGAAGAAAGGUAAACGCAGUCAGCACCUGGGACCCUCCGACAUCUACCUGGACGACCUGUCUAACCUUGACCCAGAGGUGGCAGCUCUCUACUUCCCGCCUAAAGGUGAGACAGAAGGGGGCUUGCGGCCGGGUGCAGAGCAAGGGUCUGGGUCUGGGUCUGGUAACCAGUCUCCCCAGUCGGUGGGCAGCGGGGCCAUGGACAGCGGCACAGAGUACCUGUCGGACUCCACCACCGACCACAUGGAUGUCAGCAUGUCCCUCUGCGGCCGCACCGGCCACACCAGCCAAAUCAACAAAGAUAAGUUUAUGGAGCAAGUUGUGAACUACCAGGAUUUGGUGAGCAACCCUGGAAUCAUCGAAGAUCCAAAUCUGGUUAUCUGCAUCAACUCAAAGUAUUAUAACUGGGCAGUAGCUGCCCCUAUGGUCCUGUCAAUGCAAGUCUUUCAAAAGAAUCUACCAAAGAGUGCCAUUGACCAGCUGGUGAAGGAUAAGAUGCCAAAAAAGUCUGGCCGCUGGUGGUUCUCCUGGAGGAGGAAGGACAUGGACACUAACCCAAACCAGACUGGAGAGAAUUCCAAGCAGGACCAAGAGAAGGCACAAGCAGAGACUGAAGAAGCCUCAACCUCUGUUUCUGGUCCCUCAACAACGAUACUGGCGACUCUCGAUGACCUGACUAGCGAUGAGGAGACGGGCCUAGGCAGAGAGGGCAGCCUAUCAUCAGAGACCAUAGAGACCAGGACCACUGCCCAGUGUUUCAGCCAGAUGUACCGCAAGUCCCUACGCCUCACCUCCGAUCAGAUAGAGCGGUUGAACCUACGGGAGGGAGCCAACAAGGUUGUGUUCAGCGUGACCACUCAGUACCAGGGCACCUGUCGCUGCGAGGCCGCCAUCUACCUGUGGAACUGGGACGACCGCGUCGUCAUCUCAGACAUCGAUGGCACCAUCACCAAGUCUGAUGCUCUGGGGCAUAUCCUACCUCAGCUGGGGAAAGACUGGACACACCAGGGCAUCGCCCGACUGUACCACAAAAUACACCAGAACGGCUACAAGUUCCUGUACUGUUCGGCGCGGGCCAUCGGCAUGGCCGACAUCACCAAGGGCUACCUGCAGUGGGUGAACGACAAAGGCACCGUCCUCCCCAAGGGCCCCGUGCUGCUGGCCCCCAGCAGUUUCUUCUCUGCCCUGCACAGAGAGGUGGUGGAGAAGAAGCCAGAGGUGUUUAAGAUCGCCUGCCUCACCGACAUCCGAGACCUGUUCAAUCCCCAGAGGCAGCCCUUCUACGCAGCCUUCGGUAACAGGACCAACGAUGCCUAUGCUUAUAAGAAGGUGGGUGUCCCUGACACCAGGAUCUUCACUGUGAACCCCAAGGGAGAGCUCAUUCAGGAGAAGACCAAAGGGAACAAGUCAUCGUACACUCACCUCUGCGAGCUGGUGGAGCACUUCUUCCCUGAGAUCUCCAAGGAUGGGACGUCAUCCUCCUUCCACUGCCCUGAGUACAGCCACUUCUCCUACUGGAGAGAGCCCCUACCACCACUGGACCUGUCUUCUCUGGACUAGACACGCGCAUACAACUGGACCAAUCCUCUCUGGACUAGAUGCGCGCAUGCACACAGUCUUUCUUUCCUCCCCUUUUGCUCUCUCUCUCUCGUUCCUUCUCUCUCUCACUUUCGAUCCCUUUCUGAAUUCAGAAAUAGUUUUACUAAGCGUUCAUUGCCUGGAAUAUUCUAGAUGUGAAAGGUUCUCAUUUAAUAUACUCUAUAUUCUUAUAUUCUGUGUCAUUCAUCUGAUGAAAUAGAACAAAACUAAAGUGUAUGGCUUUCAAAUAAAUUACUGGGACACACAUGCACAGAGCCAAACUGAGACAAAAUAUGAACCGAUGACUGUUAAUUUUACGCAACACCGUAUAUUUGAUAUUGUGGAAUAUUGAUUGCAAAAAGUCACUGCACUGGCUGUGCCAUAUUGCCAUUAUCCAAACGAUACUGGAGCAAGGUGCAUUUGCGCUGCUCAAGAGUUCCAAAAAUAGUUUUUCCAUUUUAUAUCACUAUUAGCAUACCUGCAUACUAGUAUACAAUAUGAAUUAUUACCUCCACGUACAGACGCAACUGGACAAAAACACCCUAUUUUAGUUUUAGGUUGGUUUAAAAAAAAUAUUUUCCACUAUAUUGCCUGAACUUUCUACUUCAUUUCAUGUAUGCAUACCGUUCCAUCCUAUUUAUUGUUCUGAAAAACAUAUUUAUUAGCUCAUUGUACAAUUGUGUGCAAAACAUGGACCAAUACAGCUUCUUAGCGUAGAAAAGGCAUUGUAAGUAAGCAUUUAGCUUAACUAAGCCCUCCAAAAAACAAUGCCAAACAAUUUGAGUAUUUAUGCUUUGUGUUCUAGUGGGACUGAUCUGGACUGGUCCAACUUUCUUUCUGCCUGUACUCGCUGUAGUGCAUUGCAGUGAUGUUGACUACUCAGUAGGCUACUUUAAAGGGAUAGUUCACCCAAAUUCCUCCCUUUUUUCUUUACUUUAAAAGUAGUCGAUAGACUAUGAUAGACUGCAGUUUCACUCUUCCCACGUGAUGGUGGAACAUUGAAUGUCAACGUGACCAAGUAACCGUUCUUAGGGUUUUACAUUAGAUGAGUAAAGGACAAACCUUUUUCUUUUUACAGUGCUCAAAUGAGAUCAGUGUAAAAACUCAAAAAAAGCAACAGAAGUGUGUGUGCAUGUUGACCCUAAAAAGUAUAUUGUAGCUUGAAAAUACAGUCCGUGUAAUGGAGAAAAUGUGCUGAGUUGUAGCCUAACGUGAUGAGUAAGCCCGCCUGAGACCAAAAGGACUCGGAACUGUUGCUUUUGACUGGAAGCUAGCUUUUUGAUCUAGUUUAUAGAUGACUUCGCUAUGUAUUUUGGAGCUCUUGCGUCAAGGAUUUGGUAGCAGUUGGAUACACAGGCCCCAACCAGAAACAAUGCCUAGCCCCUGCCCCCACAGCAGUCAGGAUGGUGGAUCAGGCUUCUUGCCCCCUGGGAAAAUUAUUGUUUCAGAUCUACACAAGAGACGAGGGAGUAGGGCCUGCGGUUGUUUCAGGACAGGGGAAAUGGCAGAGUAGGUUAGGGGUUCAUUCUAAAGUCAGGGCUAAUGCUAUAGCCCCUCAUUAGCUUUAGUUCCACAAAGGUUUGUUAUGGGAGAGAUCUGGGCAGAAUGUGUGUUGCUACUACUAGUUAACAGUAGGCUCGGAUCACACCUCUCCCUUUAAGGUACUACACUACAUGGUUUCGAGCUGAGCCAGAUAGAUAUCUAUAUAUGGUUUUGAUAUGGUUUCAUACUAGGCCAUAUGUAAAUCGGGUGGUUCAGAGUCGGACACAUUCCAGGGUUGAGUAAAUAGAACCAGUUGGGGAAUUGAAAUGGCCAUGGUCUGGUUUGACACGGUGCCUUCUUGCUUAUAUGAUUCAUGCUUUUAUAUGCAUUGAUAUUUCUAAAUAUAUUGUGUAAUGUCAUCCAAAGUAAUACCAUGGGCUCUGUGUGGAGACUAGAGACUUUGCAUUGGACCCGAAAAGCCCUGUCGUUGCUGUAUGUUUUUAUCAAAUUAUCUUAAUAUGAAGUAAAUAGUGUAAAACCCA